This is a messenger RNA of Prunus mume (Japanese apricot), 1260 nucleotides long. Its product is annotated as putative Peroxidase 48. Lineage: Eukaryota; Viridiplantae; Streptophyta; Magnoliopsida; Rosales; Rosaceae. The record is from RefSeq and is a predicted model, not a curated record. Gene Ontology annotation, biological process: hydrogen peroxide catabolic process; response to oxidative stress. Gene Ontology annotation, molecular function: peroxidase activity; heme binding.
AUGACUGCAACGAAAGGGUGGGCCUUUGCUCUGGUGGUGAUCUUCUCUGUGCUUCUGUCAUGGAGCAUUCCAAGAGGCGAGUCAGAGAGAGCCUUUAUCUCUUUCUCCUCCCAUGAACCACUGGUCAAAGCGGUUUCUCUGGCUUCUGCUGAUGGAGGCCAAGAUUUCUUCAUGGAGAUGACAGAUUCUGUUGCAAUGAACAUCGAGUACGAUUUCUACCGCGAUACAUGCCCUGAAGCUGAAACCAUUGUAAGUUCUACGAUGGCUCAGAUUUACUCCCAGCACAAGAAUGUCUCUGCUCAGCUUCUUCGCCUCUUUUUCCAUGAUUGCUUCAUUCAGGGUUGCGAUGCUUCAGUCCUCUUGGAUGACAGCAAUGGGAAUAAAAACCAUUCCAUAGAGAAGCAGGCUGUGCCAAAUAAGAGCUUGAAAGGAUUUGAUAAAAUUGAUCAGAUCAAGGAGGUGCUCGAAAAUGUUUGCCCUGGGGUGGUAUCUUGUGCUGACAUACUUGCUCUUGCCACCAGAGAUGGCGUUGUUCUGGCUGGUGGUCCCUUUUAUCCACUUUUCACUGGUAGAAGAGAUAGUGCCCGCUCCUACUAUGAUGAAGCCACGGCUGAGAUUCCAAAACCUGAUGAUAAUAUCACUCAGACACUUCAUCUGUUCUCACUCAGAGGUUUUACUGACAGAGAAACCGUCAGUCUUCUAGGAGGGCACAACAUUGGGAAGAUUGGAUGUGAGUUCAUUCAGUCUCGCCUUAACAACUUCAAGGGGACAGGGAAACCAGACCCAACUGUUUCUCCUAGUUUCCUCAAUGAGAUGAGAGUUUUCUGUGAAGACAAUGGUAACGAGAAGAGUAGCCAAGGAUCGCCCAUGGCAGCUACCAUGGCGUCUCCCAUGGCAUUCCCCACGGCAGGCCCCAUGGCAGCAACCAUGGCAUCAUCCCCAAUGGCAUCAAGGGGUAUGAGUGAGAAGCCUGCGCGGAGGGGGAUGCCAUACUUUCAGCAACUGUCAUCAUUUGUAUCGUCUGGGGCAGGCUUUGACACUCAUUACUACCAGAGCUUGUUGAGAGGCAGAGGACUUCUCUUUGCUGAUCAGCAACUGAUGGCUAAUGAGAGGACAGCCAGAUUGGUGAGAGCUUAUGCUUCAGAUGAUGGAUCAACCUUCCGGAUGGACUUUGCCCGGGCAAUGAUGAAGAUGUCUAACCUUAAUCCACUCACUGGAUCUCAAGGUCAGGUCCGAUUAGAAUGCACUCUAGCUAGCUAG